This is a messenger RNA of Impatiens glandulifera, 2477 nucleotides long. Its product is annotated as NAC domain-containing protein 86-like. Gene Ontology annotation, biological process: regulation of DNA-templated transcription. The transcript has 7 exons. NCBI's taxonomy places the organism in Eukaryota, Viridiplantae, Streptophyta, Magnoliopsida, Ericales, Balsaminaceae. Gene Ontology annotation, molecular function: DNA binding. The record is from RefSeq and is a predicted model, not a curated record. The coding region runs from base 407 to 2281 and encodes 624 amino acids.
CAUUUUUUUUAUAUCAAACCUUGUAUGCGGUCACAAGGAUCCAAUAUUUUUCAGAUUGUAUUGGAUCGGUACAAAGAGAAACUGAUUCAAAUCGAUUUUUUAUAUCAAAACCCUAUUUAUGCAUACAAGGUUUAAUUCUCACCCUAAUAAAUGAAUCAAACAAGCCCUAACUAGGAAAUGAAUUUAAUAAUUGUAAAAAGAUAAAGUGGGUAACCUCCUCUUGCAUUUCCCUUUUUUUGUAUUCUUUUACAUUCUCUCUCUUCUCCUUUUUGUCAUCUUCUUAUACCAAAGACCUUAGUCCCCAAUCAGCUCCCCCUUCUUAUUCUCUCUGCCCAAUCUCCUCUUUGGAUCUUCUUCUUCUUCACAAGGUCUCUUUCUAAAAAACGAUACUAUAGAAGAAGGAGAUAUGGCGCCAGUUUCUUUGCCUCCUGGAUUUCGAUUCCAUCCAACAGACGAAGAACUAGUGGCUUAUUAUCUAAAGAGGAAGAUAAACGGGCAUAAGAUCGAACUAGAAGUCAUCCCCGAAGUUGAUCUCUACAAGUGUGAACCAUGGGAUCUACCAGGUAAGUCUUUGUUACCUAGCAAGGAUCUUGAAUGGUACUUCUUCAGUCCCCGCGAUAGAAAAUACCCAAACGGGUCGAGAACAAACCGGGCUACGAAAGCGGGUUAUUGGAAGGCUACGGGAAAAGAUAGGAAAGUUAACUCACAAAUGAGAUCCGUUGGCACUAAGAAGACUUUGGUUUACUAUAGAGGAAGGGCUCCUCAUGGUGCUCGUACUGAUUGGGUUAUGCAUGAAUAUCGACUCGAAGAGAAAGAAUGUGAAUCCUCUUCCGGCAUCCAGGAGGCAUAUGCUUUAUGUAGAGUGUUCAAGAAAAAUGGAACCGGAAGCAAGCUUGGGGAUCAUUACGUUGGUUCUUCGUCGAAUGUGGGUCAAAUAUCGAGUGAUCAUUCUUCGAGUAUUGAUUUAUAUUCCGAAGGAAGGGGUGAAGAUAUGGAGAGCUCUGAUUAUCAUCAAAUGGCGCCAUUGAUAGACCAAAGAAGCUCACCUAACAUGAUCCAUGGAUCUCCUCUUCAUAUUAGCAGUAGUUCGGGUACUAACAACAAUGUAGAUGAUGGCAACUGGACGAGGUACUUGUCGGAGGAUGCGUUCACCUACGACGUCAACCCAUCGUUCGCAAACUAUGGAUCUGCUUCUUUCCUUCCAUCCAAGGUCGAAGUAGCAAUGGAGUGUUCAAGGUUGCAACAACGUUUCUCGGUACCACCAAUGGAGGUCCUUGACUUUCCUCAAAAUGGAUUCAUGGAUAUGAGAAUGCAACACUCGACUUCUAUACACGGGAGUUCAAAUAUUGGAGGGCGUGACAUUGUGGAGGAAAUUCUUUCGGUAGCCCAAGCAUCUCAUGAACUUAAUAAUUAUAAUCGGAAUUCGUGGACAAGUGGUUACGAUGUGUCUAAUGACUUCUCCUUCCAUCCCUAUGCCAACAAUAUCCAUGAACGUGGGAGUUCAUCGCGGUGGAUGGAUAGUAUAAACAAUUUGGAUGAAGAGUUAGAGUUUGAGAAACCGGUUGAGAACCUAAGAUGGGUUGGAGUGUCAAACAAAGAUUUGGACAAGAGUUUUCUUGAAGAAUACAUAAGUGUUCCUAUAGAAGAUUGUCAUGAACUUCAAGGUGGAAGUAGUCGUAGUAAUGCCAUUGAUCAAGGACCCGAAAACAACAACUUUCAACUUGCAUUCAUCCCCAAAAUUGAGGUUAACCAAGACGACGAUGCUAGCAACAACUUUCUUGACGAUUUCUCCAACACUCCUAGCUUCGAAGUGUACGAGAAAGUUGAGGUUAACCACGGGCUAUUUGUCUCGACCCGUCAAGUGGCCGAGACAUUCUUUCACCAAAUCGUCCCUUCUCAAGUUGUCAAGGUCUAUCUAAAUCCAGAGAUGAUAAAAAACAUCUCGACCGAAUCUCAGCCAAUGAAAUUAAGAUUUUCAGAGAACCCUAAGGAAUCCCCAGAGAAUUAUUUGAAAAGGAUAAAGCCCAUAAUGAGCAUACUGGCCAUUCUUGUGACCUAUUGCUUAUAUGUUGCAUUGGGGGAUUUUGAGGAUGGGAAGUUUAGCUUAGUAAAUGACUUCCAAUCAACUAAGCAAAAUUUGGAGAAAAAUGAGAAUGAGAAAGAAGAAGAGGAAAUUGCAUGGCCAGGAUUGCUGAUGAGCAAGAUCUUGUGGCCGGUAAUCACUGUGGUCUUAGCCAUUUGUGGACUUUUGGUGCACCAAAUGCCAACCCAUUAUUAUUAAUACCCUUUUUGUGGGGGUUAUAAUUUCACUUUUAUUUAAAUAUUUGAUUAUUAGCCAAUUACCAUAUAUAUUAUAUAUAUACUAGUGUGUCAAAAGUGGGGAAGGAUAAGUUAACCAAUCCUAGUUAACAAAGUCCUAUAGAUUUAUUUGAAUUUGAUCAUAUACAUACUGUUUGUAUUAUUUUUUUCAAUUGAUU